AUGAACGCGCUGCGGCACGAGCUCGAGACGCAGCGGGCGGAGACGCUGCGGUUGCAUCGCGAGCGACGCAUCGCGGACGACGCGCGCGCGGUCGCGGAGGAGCGAUGCGCGAUGUACGAGACGCGGUGCGAGCGGCAAGAGCGAGAGAUCUUCGCGCUCGAGCGACAGUUGGAGGAGAAGACGAACGGGGUGGAGACGGCGAUGAUGGUGGCGCGUCGACAGAUCAAGUGGCAAGAAGAGCGCUACGAGGCGCUGGCGAAAGAAGCGGAGGCGCUGCGGGAAGCGAUCGCUGCGGGUAAGUAA
Ostreococcus lucimarinus CCE9901 is the source of this 303-nucleotide messenger RNA. RefSeq lists its product with no specific name. The transcript has a single exon. The record is from RefSeq and is a predicted model, not a curated record. Lineage: Eukaryota; Viridiplantae; Chlorophyta; Mamiellophyceae; Mamiellales; Bathycoccaceae. Bases 1 to 303 code for a protein of 100 amino acids.